Prorocentrum cordatum is the source of this 1515-nucleotide messenger RNA. The record is from the annotation of a GenBank genome assembly. NCBI's taxonomy places the organism in Eukaryota, Dinophyceae, Prorocentrales, Prorocentraceae.
AUGGCCUCGGGAGCCGUCGAUGGAGCUGACUCAGCCGCACGGGCUGCGACAAGGACUGCCGGCGCCCUCGCUGCAACAAGCUCCGCAGGCCUCGUCGCAGUCACGAUUGUCGCUGUAGCUGCAGCUGUAGCCGACGGCCUAGGGAGGGCCAUGCGGGCACUGCGCAUAAGGCGAGCUGGUUGCCUGCCGCUGCUCCGGGGCACCAGCACCACCUCGGACGCUGGGCUCGCUGAGCCCGUCGGCCUGGGACCUUUUGCGCGCCGGCGCGUGCCUGAAGAUGCGCCCCCAGUGCGUCUGGACCGCUGGGUCAUGAAGCACGUGUGCUCCAAUUGGGACGCAGCUCAGAAGCUGAUCGCCUCGAGGCAGGUCUGGGUCGUGCAGGGCGGCGAGGCCGCGCGGGCGGACGCUUCCUGGCUGUGCCAGAGGGCGGGGUUCCGCUUCCGCCCCUCCAUGGAGUGCAAAGGGUCGACGAAGGUGCAGCCCAGCGACUGCGUCUACUUCCCCCGGGACAUGACGCCCACGCCACGGAGGCGGGCUUCUGCCCGGGCGGCGGCCGAGCCCAGGAAGGACUGGCUCGCCCGGCGCCUGCUGUACAAGGACACCGACUUCCUGGCCAUCGACAAGCCCGCCGGUUGGAGCGUCACUCCAGGGAAGCACGUGGGCGACCUGCACCUGCAGCGCCACUUGCACCACUUGCAGUUCGGCCUGGAUGAGCCGCCGCGACUGGUUCACCGCCUGAGCACCGAGAUGGGCGGGGUACUGCUGCUGGCGCGGCACAGGGCCGCGGCGGCGUUCGCCAAGGACUCCAUCCGCCAGAGGGCGUUCUGGCAGCGCGCCUUCUGGGCGGUGGUCUGCGGGCGCGUCCCGAGCAGCGGCUCCGUGAACAUGCCCCUCGCGAAGGAGCAGCGGGGCACGCGGAUGGUCGCCAAGCCGUGCCGCGAGGACGACGGCGGUCUGGCGGCGCUCACGCAGUACAGCAGCUUGCGGUACUCGCCCCUGGGCGGGGGGCUCUCCUUGCUCGAGCUGAACCCGUACAGCGGGCGGCACCACCAGGUUCGCGCGCACUGCGCCUACGGGCUGCGUGUGCCCGUCCUCGGGGACCCGCUGUACUACGACCUGUCCGACAGGUUGAACCUCGAGACCGAGUACCGCGUGCGCUACCACAGCGAGGACGCGCGCCGGGAGCGCAAGCAGCUGCUCGGGGCGCAGCCCCCGCUGCAGCUGCACUGCCGGCAGAUGAUGAUCAAGACGUUCGCGGGCAAGGACGUGCUGAUCACGGCGCCCCUGCCCCCAGAGAUGGAGCGCACCUUCGCAGCGCUCGGGUGGUCCGACUUCGCGCGGCGUGCGGACCGCAAGGCCAAAGAGUUCAACCCGUGGCGGCCCGAGGAGGACCAGCACCUGGCGCUGCUUCUCGCUGAGGCGGACCAGGCCGCUGCGAUCGAAGAGGAGCGCGCCGAGGCCGAGGCCGAGCCGAGCAGGGCGCGGGACCCCGGCUGGCUGAGCGCCCUCCCGUAG